Messenger RNA from Gadus morhua (Atlantic cod), 4771 nucleotides. RefSeq names its product zinc finger and BTB domain containing 38 (gene zbtb38). The transcript has 2 exons. The record is from RefSeq and is a predicted model, not a curated record. Gene Ontology annotation, cellular component: nucleus. Gene Ontology annotation, biological process: regulation of transcription by RNA polymerase II. Gene Ontology annotation, molecular function: DNA-binding transcription factor activity, RNA polymerase II-specific; protein binding. NCBI's taxonomy places the organism in Eukaryota, Metazoa, Chordata, Actinopteri, Gadiformes, Gadidae. The coding region runs from base 396 to 4070 and encodes 1224 amino acids.
GAGUCUAAGCCCUAGACCGGAGCAGAGUUUCUAGCAUGUUCGUUUUGAGCAAAUCCUGCUCUUUUCUGCUUAUCCUGCUUGCUUUUCAACAUUUCAACCCUCCUCCCCACCUUAGCCUCAUCCACCCUCCUCUUUGUGGGUCAGUGACGCAGCAAGUGUGACGCAGCAGUGUCAGUGACCUCCAGAAGGCAGUAGAACAACAGGAAGAAGACAGAGAAGUCCCAGACCACGGACUGCUACCGGAUCACAGCAAAAAGGCAGGUGGGGAAGAGCUCCCAAACAAGGCCAACGGAACUAAGGACUAUAUUUGGUAGUUGUUCUCAACUCUCUCCAAAGCACCAGGGCGCUCAUUCUCAGCGACAGGGCCAGCAAGAGGAUCUGUGAGCAGGAUUUUGAUGACUGUAGUGUCACCCUACACUCAAGACCUGAUGGACUGCACUCACUCCCAUGCUGUGCUGAGCAAACUCAAUGACCUGCGCUCUGAAGGCCUCUUCUGCGACGUGACCAUCGUUGUGGAGGAUGUAAAGUUCAGAGCCCACAGGAACAUUCUAGCGGCCUGCAGUGGCUACUUCAGGAACGCCUUGAUUGCCUCCCAAAGCUGGAGCUCCAGCCAGGUGCUGGAGUUAGUGGACCUGAAGUCUGAAGUGUUUGCCAGUAUCCUCAACUUCAUCUACUCGUCUAAAGUGGCGUCGGCUGGUGCGGACGAAACAAGGGGCCUAGUGGCAGCUGGGAAAAGACUAGGAAUUCCUUUCUUAGAGAAACUCUCAGAACCGGAUAGACAAAGCUCUACCGUUUCCAAGAUCAUGCGGGUCAGAGGUGUUAUGAAUAUAGAUCCCAGCCAGGGCCCAGAGCCAAAGAACACCAAGAAGGAGCCGUCCAGGCCUUUGGAUAUAAACGCAACCACAGGGCCACGGAUCACCAAUGCUUUCUCUAUCACUGAAGUAGGACCCGGAAACAACCCCUUCACCCCACUGGUUCCAACUGAUGGGGAGAGGAAGUCACCAGAUGUGGGGCAAGUCCUAGCUAGUUGCCCCAUCAUCUCUUGUCUCACUGCAACAAAUGAGCUACCACAUGCCCUGUCUGAACACUCCUAUGCAGUGAUCCAGACUGAGGAGCAAAAAGACAGAAACCCCAAAGACUGUAAAAUGGGACCAAAGCCUUCACAGCUACAGACAAAGCAGCUUGCCAUCCAGAAUAUAGGCCCACUGAAAAAACGUCAUCGGUUGAGAGGCACAUUAGAGAGAAAUACGACCUCUACCAAAGAUUCACAACAAUCCACAGACAUUCCAGAUGCUAAUUGGCCAGUAGCAGACAGUUCUCCUACAGGAGUCAUCUCCUACAUGACAGCUGUAGUCAUUGCCCCACCACCACUCAACGCAGAACCGGAACCAGAGAAGAACACAGAUGAUGCAGUAACCACAGAUAAUUUUCAGAUGGAGUUUGAGCCACCCACUCUCUCCCCUCAUGUAGAAGACAGCAUAUCAAUCUACGGAUGUGAAUACUGUCCAGAGAUAUUCACCAAUAACGCUCUUCUCACCCUCCAUAUGGAAGUGCACAAAAGACGUUUUGUCAGUCAUCUGUUUUGCAAAUUCUGCGACAGGAAGUUUAUGCACCUCAAGCGGUUACGCAACCACGAGCAUGGCUGUCUUAAGGCCAUACAAGACCCUCCUGAGACAGAUCCUGUUGAAACCUUAAUAAUGGACAUCCAUUCAGACAAUGUAGCAACCAUGGAUAAGCAAGCAGAAGAGGUACCUCCUGAUGACCCACACAGCCCUUGUAUUCCAGAACCAGAUCAAAACAACCCAUCAGAAGCCCGGCAGGGCAUGCCGAGGGUAGAAAAGACAGGUGGCAGUCAGAGGGUUUACAAUUGCAGUGUGUGUAAACGGGUUUAUAUCACCUUGUCCAGUCUGAAACGGCAUGAGAAUGUACAUUCUUGGCAGAGGGCCUACCCUUGUCAUUACUGUAAUAAAGUUUUUGCCCUGGCAGAGUACCGUACCAAGCAUGAAAUCUGGCAUACAGGUGAACGUCGAUACCAGUGCAUCUUCUGCUUAGAAACGUUCAUGACUUACUAUAUUCUAAAAAACCAUCAAAAGGCAUUUCAUGGCAUUGACCCGAGACUAGCGGUGAAGAAGAAAUCAGCCAAAGGCGGAUUCAAAGCUAGUGUUUAUCCUAUCAAACUGUACAGGCUUCUUCCAAUGAAGUUUCGAAAAAAGCGAUACAAGACGUACAGUGAGACCUAUGGAGACAGUGUUGAGAGCACCAUGGGGGAGAACAACUCUCUCAUCACUCCAAGUGAGGAAAACAGCAACCCUGAGCCUGGUUCCUUCAAUAUACCAAUGACAUUCAUGGCAACAACAAAGACGGUGGCCCCUGUGACGCCUCACAUCAACUUUAAACAGCCGUUAGAGCCAGAUAUUGAUAGUGAUACAACAUGUCGAAAAAGAGACUAUAGCAAAGAUGUUGAACACAGGAGUUCACAUCCCCUCCAUCACAACCAUCCAAAAAAUGUGCAGACAGAAACCAUUGCAGCGAGCUGUGACGAGAACACAGUAACGAUAAUGAACAUGGACCACUUCAGUCGUAAUAUACCAUUCUUGACCAAAACAUUGAAAACGGUUAACAAGCUCGGUGAACUAUCAGCCGCAGCAAAAAGAGUGGAAGCCAUGACCAAGGAGAUACUUCUCUCAGGAACAGACAGUUUGAAGCAGGGUAAGGCAGUAUGUAGCAGAAAAACAGAAACAUACCUCGCUAAGCCUGUUUGUCCAGGUCCAUCUGUGGAUGGGGAUGCUCUGCCACUCUGUCAGAUCACAGUCAAAAUAGGGAACGAGGCCAUUAUCAGGCGUCAAAUCAAGGGUUCAAAUCUGUUCCCCAGGAAGAGGAAGAAAAGCAGACAAAGGGAGACCCCAGGUGAGUGGUUUUCAACUGAGGAUAGCUCUGGUAGUGCCAGGCUUCAAACUCAAAUGGAAAUCUCAGCUGUAAAAGAGGCCGAGACAUACGAAGAUCCCAAUGACCACGAAGCCGCUGACAAAUCCUGGCGUCCCUACUAUUCAUAUAAAGCAAAAAAAAAAAAGAAGAAGAUGAGAUUCAAACACAGAAAAGAUCAACAAUAUUUUUUACCUCCAACUUCAGUAGCCAGAGCUCCAGCCAAAGAGGGAUACCCAGAGAGGAGAAGCCUGGCAACAGACAAUAGUACCUCAGCCAACAGCACGGACACACAAUGCAACAUCAGGAACCGUUCGCCAAGAGCCUCCUACAAAUGUGACAUCUGCGACAGCUCCUUCAUCACAGAGUCCGGCUUGAGGGCCCAUGUCAUUGGUUCCCAUCCGUGUUUCUGUCGGACGUGUGGAGAACAGGGUCCACCCGGGGAGGUGCCUGCCGGUGGAGAUUAUGUCUGCAACAACUGCAUGGAAAGCGGCUCCUGCUUCGAUAACACACCGCAGAGAUGCAGCACUGAGAAGAAGUACCACUGCUCAUUUUGUCCCCAGCGCUUUCUAUACCUUGCCACAAAGAGAAGCCAUGAAAGAAAACACCAGGAAUUGGGAAACGGGAAAGGGUAUAAAUAUAACAAGUGCCCACCACGUUCUAAACAUGCAACUCCACUGGCUGAAGACGGCCAACAUACCAUUAAAUCUGAGGAAGAUGACGAAGAGGUAACUCACCUCAGAUGUAAUGAGGAAGGAACGGGUACUUGUACAGGAAACACUGCACCGAAGAUGGAAGGAAAGGCUGGCUUCCCGUCUGUUGCGACAAAAUCCUUCCAAGAACCGCAUUCCAAAACAAAAGAUCUGCUUUCAUCUUCAAACAGCGACAGUGUUUUUCCUGAGUUACCCACAAAGGUGAAAUAUAAAAUGUCAAAAAAGAGAAUGGAUGUACAAGAUUCUCUUCAUCUCCCUUCCAAAAUGCAAGCGCAUGAGAGGGACAAUAGCAGGGGACUUUUGAAAAGGCCAAAAACGCUUCAUGAGAAGCACCCUCAUCUGUUGUGGAAACAAGAAUCUGUAAAGAAAGGGAUUUCUAUCUGCAAGACGGAGCAGUGGGUUUGCAAACAGGAGCCUGUUUUUGAGGGCCAGUAGUUAUUUGGAGCAAGAGGGAAGUUGACUGUUCAGGAGUACAUGUGAAACUACUUCAUCUAUGAUUUGAUUGCAACUAGUUUAACUGACAUUGUAAGGUUAUCCUUCAUCCAUUAUUUCUCUUGAUUGAAAAUACAAAUAAAUGCCUCAGUAAAACAUUGAUUUGAAAUGGCCAAUGUCAAUUGAAAUCACAAAUAGAAAGGGUGUAUCCAUUUUAAAUACAUGUUUUAAGAGAUUAUUUUGUAGACUUCUGAAAUAAACCUUAUUUUAGAAUUUCCGCAUGGAGGAAAUCCUGCAAGAUUAAUGAUAUAAUCGUAAAUCUAAUCUUGAGAAGUUUUAUUUUAUGGAGACAUUCUCUAGAAUGUGGCUGAUAAAUACAAUUAUAUUGUGAUUAUUGCCUUGUGUGAUUCAGGUCUUAUUUAAUCGGUUCAGAGGAAUUGGAGUAUAAAAGCAGAUGUAACAGAAAUCACUGAUGUAUUCCUCGUCAUUUAACUUUUACGAAAAAAUAAUUUUUUAUUGUUGGUUUAUGUCUUUUGAUUGCAUACUUGCAUAUUCAUCGUUCAGUAAGUUAAUAUUGAUUUAAUGUAUAUUAUAGGCAACAUUGAAAUUAACAAUGCGAAUUUUGUGUGUUUAAUAUGUAUAAAUAUGCAAAGGUGUUAUAAUAAAGAAAUAAAUUUGCUUAUUAAUAACACCAUGGUAAGAUA